Molecule: messenger RNA, 770 nt
Organism: Pelagomonas calceolata
Lineage: Eukaryota; Pelagophyceae; Pelagomonadales; Pelagomonadaceae
Source: the annotation of a GenBank genome assembly
GGAAAGCGGCUGCUGCUCGUGGUAAAGCCUACGUCGUUAUCUGCGAGAGCUGAGCACGCUAUUUUAUUAGUGCAUCAAGUACGCAGUCGUAUUUUCUGGCCCUCGCGCGUUGCGGUGGAGCUAGAAUACCACUUCCUGGUUUUGCCAGCUGUUGUCUUGCUGUUUGCGACGCGCGUUCACGCCGUGCACGCGUCUGCUAAGAUGGCACGCCCAACAGCAGCACACGUCGCAACAGCAGCAUUACUCCUCGCCGCCGCGGCCGGCUUCAGGCCAGUCGUGCCGCGACGGCCCGCCACCUCGUUGUACGCCAAGCCGCUGGCGCGGAAGCAGUCGUCGCACGUGCCCGCGAUCGUCGACGAGGACACGUUCCUCGCGGCCAUGUCCAAGAGCGCGGGCGACAAGGUCGUGGCGAUCAAGUUCUACGCGGGCUGGUGCCGGGCGUGCAAGACGAUCGCGCCGCGCUUCGAGCGCCUCGCGAAGGAGUUCGGCGAGGAGGCGGCCUUCUACGAGAUCGAGUUUUCCGCGAACAAGGACCUCUGCCGGCGGCUGGACAUCAAGAAGCUGCCGUGCGUCCAGUUCUUCCGCGGCGCCGAGGGCCACGUGGCCACGGUCAUGUGCGGCCCGUCGAAAUUCCCGGACGUGCGGCUGAAGCUCGAGGACCUCCUCGGCCACUCGCACCACCCGGACGACGUCCCGGAGUUCACGGACGUGUCCGAGCACUACAACGGCACGGACGUGUCCGAGGCCUACGCGUAACGAGUCGUAUCGUA